Messenger RNA from Eleginops maclovinus (Patagonian blennie), 1641 nucleotides. RefSeq names its product coagulation factor IIIa (gene f3a). NCBI's taxonomy places the organism in Eukaryota, Metazoa, Chordata, Actinopteri, Perciformes, Eleginopidae. Gene Ontology annotation, cellular component: plasma membrane. Bases 170 to 1042 code for a protein of 290 amino acids. The record is from RefSeq and is a predicted model, not a curated record. Gene Ontology annotation, molecular function: cytokine receptor activity; protein binding. The transcript is spliced from 6 exons. Gene Ontology annotation, biological process: blood coagulation; cytokine-mediated signaling pathway.
GUGACGUCAGCGCCGGACGCUCCUUAUAUGGACACGUGUCUCGCUCUUACAGUAGUAUAACCAGAGGGUCGUUGUCAGAGCAGAGUAAGAAACGAGAGGAUUUACACAUCACACACACCGUGAUCAGGAUCGCACGGACACACCCUGUACCUGGACUACAUUUACCGACAUGGUGUCGAUCAGGCUCCCAGCAGCAGCAGCAGCUCUCUUUGUGAUUUCUCUCCUCACACACUCUGCAUCAGCCUCCUAUCCCCGAGCACAGAAUGUCACUUGGAAAUCCACCAACUUCAAAACCUUUUUGACCUGGGAGCCCAAACCCUCAGAUUACUCCUACACCGUGGACUUCUCUGCGAUUGGAAGGAACCAGCAGAAUAACCCUCACUGUAUCCGGUCCACAGCGACAGUUUGCGACCUGUCCGCCUCCCUCGUUGACCUGAAUGCCUGCUACAUGGCGGACGUCCUCUCCACCCCGCUGCUGGGGGAGACCACUGACCUCACAGAGUUCCCGAACACCGCCUCACCUCGCUUCUGCCCCUACAAAGACACUGAAAUAGGCAGACCUGACUUCAAGCUGCAAGUGAGCGAAGACAAAAAGAAGACCACGCUGUAUGUGUCUGACCCACUCACCGCCAUCUUCAAAGAUGGACAUCAGCAGACCAUCAGGGACAUCUUCUCUGACCAGCUGCAGUAUAAAGUCACCUACCGGAGAAAUAAGAGCACCGGCAAGAAAGUGUCAAUCUCUAAGAGCAAUGUUAUAGAGCUGACAGAUCUGGAUAGAGGGGAGAGUUACUGCUUCAACGUGCAGGCCUACAUCCCCAGCAGAGACACAGACAAACAGCUGGGGGAGAUGAGCCAGACGCAGUGCUCCAAUGACGACUCCCAAUCCAUCUUCGAAGUGUAUUCGAUCGGUGUGAUCGCUGCGGCCAUCUUCCUCAUCCUGCUGCUGAUAGGCUUCAUCAUCGCCAUCACUGUGGUCUGCUGGAAUCGUAGGAAGAAGGCUCUGCAGAAGGAAAAAGAAGAAGUGCCACUCAACCGUGUAUAGACACACACACACACACACACACACACACACACACACACACACACACACACACACACACACACACACACACACACACACACACACAUACACACACUGUGAGAACAUGCGGUACAACUAAACUGCACUUGUGGGGAGGGCAGAUCUAACCCAGAUUUCAUGUCAAACACUGGAAUCUAUCCUUUAGUUUCUAUGAAACUGCCUCUGAAUAUGUUGGACAUAUUUUAUUCCUUUUUCACUCCAUGCUGCAGAAAAAGAGACUUUAGGGAACACUAUUUCAACGCCUACUGUAAACUAUCCUGCUGAAAUUGUAAUAUUUCAUUCCUAGUUUUUUACUUUGGUACUGCUGACUGUAGAUAAAUACUACCAACGGAUUUUAUUUAUUUCAUUUUUAAGUGUAUUUUAUAACUUGAAACCUUUGGGAGACUUUAUGGGAAAUCAAUCUAGAUUGUAUUAUUUUUGUAUCGGAUGCUUAAUUUAUUUGAACUGUAAUUAACAUAUGUGUAAAUGAUGUGAUUAUUUGUAGUUUUAUACUUCAGAUUGUUGAGGAUUAUUUUAUAUUGUGGUGAAAUGUUGAUAAUCUAAUAAAGAUUUUGCAGAAA